AUGCUAUUGAAACUACCCAGGGAAGGGCUUACAUUGGAGGCUCUAUUCCCGCCUCUCAAAAUUCUCCUCCAGCUGCUUGUCACGGGUGGACUACUCUUGAUUCUGAGAUGGGAACCUGCAAAGUCGAAUUGGUUGUUCGGUUCAGUAAGUUUUGCAAGUGAUCAUGGGGCCCAGAAAUGGUGCACUGUUCUGUUGGGGGCCGGAAUUCUCUACCAAACCAAUAGAUGGCUUUCGAGGCGAUACCUCAAUGCCUUUACAGGGAAUACCAAAUGGGACUCGACGAAAGACCUUAUGGUCAUCACUGGAGGAUCUAGUGGAAUUGGAGCUGCGGUAACAUCACGCUUAUCAAACGAUGGCACCAAAGUCAUCAUCCUCGAUAUACAACCUCCCUUGGAGAAAACAGCGGAUAAUGUCUUCUUCUACCCAACGGACAUAUCAUCAUCAGCGGAAAUUGAGCAAGUCGCAGAGAAAAUUCGCCGAGAACACGGCAAUCCAACAGAUUUAAUCAAUAACGCCGGCGCCGGAAACGACAUGCUGAUAACAGACCAACCGACCGCAGAGACCGAGAGGAUAUUCAACAUCAAUAUUCUCUCCCAAUUCCGCCUCGUGAGAGAGUUCCUUCCCGCCAUGGUCAAGCAGAAUCAUGGUCAUGUCGUGGCCGUGGCGAGCAUGGCCUCCUUCAUUACGCAAGGGAAGAACGUGAGCUAUGCGUGUACAAAGGCAGCAGCCUUGGCCUUCCACGAAGGGCUUACGCAGGAGCUAAAACAUCGGUAUAAUGCUCCGAAGGUUCGCACAACAAUUGUCCACCCAACACUUACUCGUGCCCCUCUUGUGGACAUUAUUACUAGAGAUGAGAAGUCGAGGAACUUUUGUCUGGAACCAGAAACUGUUUCGGAUGCUAUCGUUGACCAGCUUUAUUCUGGAGAGAGUGCCCAGCUAAUAUUACCUGGCCGAUUCAAGUUUGUCAGUGGCAUCUGCGGGUUUCCAUCGUGGUUUCAGGAGUUGAUUCGCGAUGCGUUAACUUCUAGUCGCAAGUUGAAAGAUUCCUAG
Molecule: messenger RNA, 1050 nt
Organism: Penicillium cataractarum
Lineage: Eukaryota; Fungi; Ascomycota; Eurotiomycetes; Eurotiales; Aspergillaceae
Exons: 3
Coding region: 1-1050 (349 amino acids)
Molecular function (GO): oxidoreductase activity, acting on the CH-OH group of donors, NAD or NADP as acceptor
Source: RefSeq, a predicted model, not a curated record